This is a messenger RNA of Dicentrarchus labrax (European seabass), 2199 nucleotides long. RefSeq names its product eukaryotic translation initiation factor 1A domain containing (gene eif1ad). The record is from RefSeq and is a predicted model, not a curated record. Gene Ontology annotation, cellular component: nucleus. Gene Ontology annotation, molecular function: translation initiation factor activity; RNA binding. Gene Ontology annotation, biological process: translational initiation. Bases 324 to 866 code for a protein of 180 amino acids. The transcript has 4 exons. Lineage: Eukaryota; Metazoa; Chordata; Actinopteri; Moronidae.
UUGACACCGGAAGUGUAACGUUCGUCGUCAGAAAACAGGAACGCAUGUGGUUUCGGAUUCACUGAUUAUUAAUAUUUCACCGCGUGUUUCCUCCUUUAAAGAGUUUGUUUACCUGCAGCGAAGCCUCGCGGAAAACAAAGUCUGCUUCGAAGACACACAAUUACUCUUUUGUUCAAGGUCAGCACGUUAAAAACCCGCUAAAUGUGACUGCGUUAGCUCAAUGCUAGUCAGCUAUUAACUUGAAAAAAAAAAAAAGUUGCAGGUGUCUAAGUCACAUAAGCUCAGCUGGUAAACAACUCUGCACCUGAAGCUCGCCGUUCAUCAUGUCACAGGCCACCAAGCGCAAACACGUUGUCAAGGAGGUUCUUGGAGACUUUGUGACGCCCACAGAAAACCAGCAGAUCGUGAAGGUCGUCGGUAGCCGUGGUAACAACCUCCACGAAGCUGUCACAGCCAAGGGUGAGACGUUCCUGGUGAGCAUGCCCACCAAGUUUCGCAAGAACCUCUGGAUCAAGAGAGGUGAUUAUGUGAUUGUGGAUCCCAUUGAUGAAGGAGAGAAGGUGAAGGCAGAGAUCAGCUUCAUUCUCUACAAGGAUCACAUUCAGUACCUGCAGAAACAGCAGUGCUGGCCAGAGGGGUUCAUGGAGGAGCCGUUGGAGCAGGACAAGACAAACAAACAGCAGGAAAAGGAAGAGGGGACGGAGGAGAAAGGCGAGGACGAGGGAGUUAGCGACUCUGAUGAUGAUGAUGAGAGUGACCUCUUUGUAAACACCAAUCGCUGUAACUACCAGUACAGCGAGAGUGAGGAGGAGGACAGCGAGGAAGAACACAAUCACAAAGAGGGAAGGACAGAAAAUGGCUCCUAGUGGCAGCACUGUGGAUACGGACAAAUAAGAGUAAGAGCUGUGGAAAUCAUGAGACGGCGUCCUCUGCUGCGCUGCCGUCCUCACGGACUCCCUCUGUAGCUCUUGUAUGGCAGCCUGCCGUAGACGUUAAAUGGCUGGGCUCAUUGAAUGGACUUCAACUUAAGGGAGCAAAAUAAGCCUUUGCUUGUUGAUCCAGAAAAAUCUGUAAUGUAGAAAUUUAGCUGAAAGUGAAUAAUAAUUUUCAUUAUUUCCAAUGUCUGUUUGAAAUUCUGUAAAUUUCUACUUUUAGUUUCAGUGUUUUGGUGAAAUGACAAACUAAAGCGUGUUUGUAUGCUCUACCUCCAGUGCAGCCUUUAUUAUAAUGCCAGUACAUUGUGCGGUAUGCUGUCUACCCAGGCCACACUGUACAUCUGCAGGGUAAUGCUAAUCUAAACUGUCCUAUUCAUUCACCCUCAUAGGACUAAAUAAAGAAGAGAGAAAGAAUCACAGAAACUCAAACAUGUAUUGUUGCCAAAAUCAAGUUUUCUCAUGUUUUAAUUUCAGUUACUGGGUAAGGAUGGCUGUCAAGCUGGAUUAGAGGGUGUGGUAAUAAUUGAAGCACCGUUCCUGUAUAAUCCUGUUUCGAUGUAAACACUGUUCCAGUUUCACCAGUCCUCUGAAGCAUAUUGUAACUAGCUGGCCUGCCUCUUGAUUUUCAAAUGAAUGCUGCCGACAGCCCCUGAGAUUUCUUUGUCUCAGGCACCAGAAGAUUUUAUCAAAAUGCUUUAGUUUCAAUUGACUUUGAAACCUUUUGUACUUAAUUGUCAUGACAUCUUUGUGCCUCAUCUUUUACUGACAUUCCUCACCCAGUUGAUUAUUUUGGUUUUUUGUAGUGAACACUUUGGAAAUCGAUAAAUUCUUGAACUGUGCUUUACGUCACUUCAACACGAUCAUUCCAUCUCUGACUUCCACAGAUGUCACAGACAUUCAAAGAACCAUCUUCUUUGGAAAAAGUAUUAUAAGCAUGGAUAUAAAAAAUAAACCCACCCCUUCCACUUUUACCACAAUCAAAUUCCUGAAUGAUAAGGUCACAAUAUUAACAGAAAGCCUCUGAGCAGUUAAUUUUUGGUGCCGGUGGAACCAGUUCUGCUGCAAUGUUCUGCAUACGUUUUGCCCCCGAGGCGUGAGGGGAAACUAAGUUAGUCAGACCACAUGCUUUAAAUGUAGAACAUGGCUGAGUGCAUCUCACUGUUUGAGUGGUUUUGCUUGUUCAGGAAGCUGUGAAAUAACUUUCCAAUGUAAAAUAUUGUAGCUGGAAAACAAGUUUAUUAAACAUUUAUGCUUUUUCAGGAAA